Molecule: messenger RNA, 5406 nt
Organism: Onychomys torridus (southern grasshopper mouse)
Lineage: Eukaryota; Metazoa; Chordata; Mammalia; Rodentia; Cricetidae
Product: protocadherin beta-14-like
Exons: 2
Coding region: 2669-5041 (790 amino acids)
Biological process (GO): homophilic cell-cell adhesion
Cellular component (GO): plasma membrane
Molecular function (GO): calcium ion binding
Source: RefSeq, a predicted model, not a curated record
UGAAACUGUGUUCAGGAUAUGUUAUAUGAAAGCAAAACCUAUUUCCAAUAAAAGAAAAGGGACCAUAGAAAAUCAAAUAUUUGUUGGCAAUAGAGUAGAAGGAAAAUCAUAAAGAAAACAAGAUAAUGUUGCAAAUCUGAGUAAUGUCUAUGUAGAAAUUUAUAUCAUUUCAUCUUUUAUGUUAGACAUUUCUCAUGACAAAAGUGUUUAAUAGCUCCUUGGGAAAACAGGUUUUUGGAAGUAAAUUCAACUUGACUCUAUUCAAAAUAAAAAGCAGGCAAGCAAAGAUGUAUUCUACUGUGAGGAUCUAAUAUAAUGUACUAUAAAAUGUAAUUUCUGUAAAAAAAAAAAAGGGGGGAGUCACUUGACAUGCUCAACUGAUGUCUUUAGGGGGUAAUAUCAAGAUAUUACCAUGUAAGUACCAAUGCUUUUAAAGGAACUUUCUUUGUCUAGAUUGAAUUCAACACACACUAUAAUGCUGAUAAAAAUUUGUUUUGAAAUCAAGAAUAUUUUAUAAGCCAUAUUUGAAGACACCUGAUGCUACUGUAGCCACAGAGGAUGAAUAAAGGACUUUGGGAGAUAUGUAUGCCAUUUAACUGGAAUCAGAACUCAGAAUCCCCAAUUGUUAGCAGAUCUCCCACUGCUCUGACAAAAUGUGAAAGAAAACAAGGAAGAAAUGAAGGGUUUAUUUUGACCCAGGGUUUCAGUCCACCAUGGAAGGAAGAACGCCCAUCAAGGUGGCCAGAACCUGGAGUAGAGACACGGCUUACCUGGUGGUCUUUCUCCUUUUUCUUCUCCAAUUCUGACUUCAGACUAUGGGAUUUCCCACUGCAGGAGACUAGCUUUACCAAUCUUGGUACUCCUCAGGCCAAUCCAACCAACAACAAUGACUAAGUAACCGUGACACCAUUCAGAAGGAAUGUUUAGAAAUGAUCUAGAAAUGAUCAAACUCAUCCACAAUCUUUAUGACUCUUGGUUUUACUCCAUUAGUUCCAUUUGUUAUUCACAUGCUCAAGAAAUGUCCAUACUCAGAAAUGGUUUUUCAAAUAAACCUCAGAGGGUGGCGAUAUUGAUAUUCUCAUUCUCUUCAGUCCAUUGGAUGGACAUAUGUGAUUUCUACCUAUAUGAUGACUUCAACCAUCAGAUUUUAAUUUGAUUUAUUUUGCUUAGAAAUAUUUUAAAUAUAUUCUAACUUCCCAUCUUCUAUUGUCAUGGAUUUUAUGUGAAGUUAAGUAUUCUUAGCCUUAAUAGAAUUUAUCUUUAAGUAAAUACAAACUCAAUCAGAAAUUAAUUAUAUUCAGCAUAUCUUAUGCUCUUGUAUGUGUACUCACUCACAUUUUAAAUUAUAUUUAAAGACACUUUCCAAUUUAUCUGAUCAGUAAAGGACAAGGCAAUCACAGAAUAUAACCGUGAUAUUCAGUCACUGAAUUCCAUGGUGUAUUUAAAUGUGACCCCUUUCACAUUGUCUGCAUCUGUUUGAUGUUUUUUGAGACACAGUCUUUCUUGCCUCAAACUUGCUAUCCUUCUGUCCCAGACCCCCAAGUUCUAGGAUUACAGUUGUACACCACUGGGUAUCCUUGAAUGUCAUCUUCUGUAUCAUGCCAUUUCUAAUAACUUUGGUCUUUGGUCAACCAACAUGAGGACAUUUUGUCCAAUGAAAGGUUAUAAUAAAACACUUGGAUUUCUCAAAAUUAUGACUAAUUCUAUUCACCUAGAAAUAAAAUUAAAUCUUAAAGUUCUUAUGACAUAUAUCAGUUGCUCCUAAUUCCUAUUUUAAAUUAUUUUUUGUUUAAUUAUUGUAAUCACAUGUACCUUUUGGACACAGUUUCCCCCACAAUAGCCUUAUGAGUACCAUUACUGUGCUCAUGUAGCCUUGUAGCAAAGUCUGUUGUUCAUGGCAUUUAUGAGUCAUGUAUUUUAGAGAACUUAAUGUCUAAUUCGACAUUUAUGUUUCUGACCAACUUUCACAUUUUAAUAAUUUGUUGAUGUGUUUACUGGGACAAUAAAACAGUGUACCUCUUAAACUCACGAAUUUAUAGCUCUCAUCAGAGAUCAGUUGCACUGAUAAAAAAUCAUAGUGGAUUGUGAGCAGUUUGAAUGGCCAGAAGAGUGAUUCUUAGAUGUUCCUACACAUGAAAGACUAAAGUAUGGGCUCCCCUUAGAUCAGCAGACAGUCUGACUCAAGAUCUAGAGUGAGCUUGAAAACCAACUUAAAAACAAAACACAAGUAUGCACACACAAUCAAGACCCCUAAGAAACCCUUUACACAGUCAGUUUGAGAAACAUUGACUCCACUUAAAAAUCUUUAUAAUGCCCAGAUUUGGAUACAAGUCUUUAUUAUGAUCAGUCUUUAUAAUGUUCAGUGUUUAUCUGAAAAUAGCUCAUGAAGUUAUUGAUUUGAACGCAUGGUGGCGGUGUAGGCUAAGAGAAUGAGUAAGAAGUCUUUAGGGUCCUUGGACUCCCUGUUUCGCCUAGAAACUGGAGCAAAAUACGGAACCGUUUGCUGCUGAAGCUGAGAUAAAAGCCUCCGGAGAAGAGGAACCACAGGGAACUUGUAAGAUCAAAUCGAAAAAUUCCACAGCAAAGACUUUCCGGAAGGCCAAAGUUACCUCUGUGAUUAAGAGCUGAAAGGGAUUUUUCCCUCCUGGUACCAGACCUAACAGUAGAGAUGCCACGAACAAAGGAGCAGGGCAAGGCAAGGCAAGUGAUGAUUUUAAUUACAUUGAUGCUUUCAUGGGAGGUGGGUUCAGCGUCAAUUCAGUAUGCCAUGCUGGAGGAGACAGAAAGAGGCACCUUUGUGGCCAAUCUGACUAAGGACUUGGGACUAAGGGUGGGAGAAUUGGCUGCUCGGGGCGCUAGAGUGGUUUGCAAGGGGAACAGACAGUAUUUGCAGCUUGACCCACAGACCCAGGAUUUGGUGCUAAAUGAAAAACUGGACCGGGAAGAGCUGUGCAGCUCCACGGAGCCUUGUAUGCUGUCUUUCCAGGUGUUACUAAAAAAUCCUUUGCAGUUUUAUCAGGCUGCCCUGAGAGUUAUAGAUAUAAAUGACCAUGCCCCAGAGUUUCCUGCUAGAGAGGUGCUCCUUAAAAUAUCAGAAAUAACUGCACCGGGAAAGAUAUUCCCUUUGAAAAUGGCGCAGGACUUAGACACUGGCAGCCACAGCAUUCAGAGCUACACUGUCAGCGACAACCAUCACUUCCACGUCCUCACUCGCAACCGCAGCGAUGGCAAGAAGUUCCCCGAGCUAGUGCUGGACAAGGCAUUGGACCGCGAGGAGCAGGCUCAGCUCAGACUAACGCUUACUGCAGUGGAUGGCGGGUCUCCGCCCAGGUCUGGAACAGCCACUAUACAUAUUCUGGUCAUGGACAUCAAUGAUAAUGCCCCACAGUUUUCCCAGGAACUUUAUCAAACCCAGGCACCAGAAAAUAGCCCAGUAGGACUUCCUGUUGUUACAGUCUCUGCAGAGGAUGUAGACUCAGGGGUCAAUGCAGAAGUAACCUAUUCAUUUUUUGAUGCUUCCGAAGAUAUUCGAGCAACCUUUCAAAUCAACCCUUUCUCUGGGGUAAUCGUGCUCAAAGCCUUGCUUGAUUAUGAGUUGGUAAAGUCCUACAAGUUAAAUAUACAGGCAGUUGAUGGUGGGGGCCUUUCUGCUAGAUGUAUGGUUAUACUUCAUGUUUUGGACAUCAACGACAACCCCCCUGAACUGAUCAUAUCAUCGCUUGUCAACGAAGUUGUUGAGAACUCUCCAGAAACUGUGCUGGCAGUUUUUAGGAUUAACGACAGAGAUUCAGGAGAAAAUGGAAAGACGGUUUGCUACAUUCAAGAAAAUCUGCCUUUCUUACUAAGACCCUCUGUAGACAGUUUUUACAUCCUAAUGACAGAAGGAGCUCUGGACAGAGAGAGCAGAGCUGAGUACAACAUCACCAUCACAGUCACUGACAUGGGCACACCCAGGCUCACAACACAGCACACUAUAACAGUGCAGGUGUCUGAUGUCAACGACAAUGCUCCCACCUUCACACAAACCUCCUACACCCUGUUUGUCCAAGAGAACAAUAGCCCCGCCCUGCACAUAGGCACCAUCAGCGCCACAGACUCAGACUCAGGCUCCAAUGCCCACAUCACAUACUCGCUGCUGCACACCCAAGACCCGCAGCUGGCCCUCCACUCGCUCAUCUCCAUCAAUGCCGACAAUGGGCAGCUGUUCGCGCUCAGAGCGCUGGACUACGAGGCCCUGCAGACCUUCGAGUUCCAUGUGGGCGCCACAGACCAAGGCUCUCCUGCACUCAGCAGCCAGGCGCUGGUGCGAGUGCUGGUGAUGGACGCCAACGACAAUGACCCCUUCGUGCUCUACCCGCUGCAGAACGCCUCUGCACCCUGCACAGAGCUGCUGCCCAGGGCGGCAGAGCCAGGAUACCUGGUCACCAAGGUGGUGGCAGUGGACCGCGACUCUGGACAGAAUGCCUGGCUGUCCUUCCAGCUGCUCAAGGCCACGGAGCCCGGGCUGUUCAGCGUGUGGGCUCACAAUGGCGAGGUGCGCACCUCCAGGAUGCUGAGUGAGCGCGAUGCUCCCAAGCACAGGCUGCUGCUGCUGGUCAAGGACAAUGGGGAUCCUCCAAGGUCUGCCAGUGUCACUCUGCAUGUGCUGCUGGUGGAUGGCUUCUCUCAGCCCUACCUGCCUCUGCCAGAGGUGGCGCGCGAACCAGCACACGAUGAGAACGCAUUGACGCUGUACCUGGUCAUUGCCUUGGCUUCUGUGUCUUCCAUCUUCCUCUUGUCUGUGCUGCUGUUUGUGGGGGUGAGGCUGUGCAGGAGGGCCAGGGCAGCCUCUCUGGGUGGUUGCUCUGUGCCUGAGGGACACUUUCCUGGCCACCUGGUGGAUGUCAGUGGCAUGGGCACCUUGUCCCAAAGCUACCAGUAUGAGGUGUGUCUGAUGGGAGGCUCUUCUGAUACCAGUGAUUUCAAGUUCUUGAAACCAGUUUACCCUGAUGUUCAUGCUCAUAGUUUCCAGAGCAAUGGUGAUGAAAAGCCCACAUUUUGAAGUCUGAGUAAUGUUUCUGAGUAAUGUUUGAUUCCAUUUAAUGUAUGAUACAGCCAUGUGAAUAUUAGUUUAGUUAUGCAGUAGUUGCUAUAACACAACUUCAUUUUCAACUUCCAAGUAUGUCACAUUUACAUUUUUACAAUGUUUUUACCUUAGUGAUUUUUUAAUAGAGUAUGUGCCACUUUACAUCUGAGGCUUUAAUUCUUUCUUAAUGAACAAUAAUUUGUUGUCUUUUCUCAUUACAGAAAAUUGAGAUUAGGGGUUUGUUGUUGUUUUUUGUUUUGUUUUGUGGCUAAUAAUUAACUGCAAGCCUUUUGCAUGCUAAGCAAGCACUCUACCAUUGAAUUCUAUCUCUAGCCAGUCAU